ACGUGUCCGGCAUACCGGAAGUAAGCGAACCCGACGUUCUCAACAUGGCGGCGCCCGGCGAAGACGCGUGUACCGCCGGGGACGGGGAGACGGAGGAGAUGGACGAAGCCGGCAGCGACGACAACGACAUGGAGGAUGAGGGGGUCGACGGAGAGGUCGAGAGCAAAGUGUACGUCCCCGGCUUAGAGCCGCUGCAGCCGGGGGUCGAGCUGGAGAUGGACCAGUCGGCUUACCGCAUGUACCACGAGUGCCAGACGGGUGCUCCUUGCUUGAGCUUCGACAUAGUGAGAGAUGAAGAUGGGGGAAACAGGGAGCAGUUUCCCUUGUCACUGCUGCUCUGUGCAGGCACGCAAGCCGACACUGCACUCAGCAACAGACUCCUUGUCAUGCGCAUGCAUAACCUUCAUGGAACAGGGGAAGUGAAGGAAGACGAGAAAGAAAGCAGCGAUGAAGAGAGCGAUGAAGACGAAGAUAAAAAGCCACAGAUGGAGCUGGCAAUGAUGCCUCACUAUGGAGGAAUUAACAGAGUCAGGGUGACUCGACGCGGGCAGCAGUCGUUGGCUGCUGUCUGGUCAGAAAAGGGGCAGGUUGAAAUAUUUGACUUGCAGCCUCAGCUGGAGGCAGUCCACAAUUCUGAUGCCAUGGCAGCGUUAAUCCAGCAGCAGAAGGAAGCCUCUCCCCUCUUCAGUUUCUCGGGCCACAUGACCGAAGGCUUUGCGAUUGACUGGUCUCCGAAAGUACCCGGCCGUCUGGUCAGUGGUGACUGCAAGAAAAACAUCCAUGUCUGGGAGCCACGGGAAGGCGGGACGUCAUGGCAGAUCGACCAGCGGCCUUUCAGCUCGCACAGCAAGUCUGUGGAGGACUUGCAGUGGUCGCCCACAGAAGCUACAGUUUUUGCCUCCUGUUCAGUGGAUCAGUCUAUUCGCGUAUGGGAUAUCCGCGCCCCGCCCAACUCGAUGCUCUCAGCUAACGAAGCUCACUCGUCAGACGUCAACGUCAUCAGCUGGAACAGCAGUGAACCGUUCCUCCUGUCUGGAGGGGAUGACGGGCUCCUAAAAGUAUGGGACCUUCGCCAGUUUAAGUCUGGACGGCCCGUGGCCAACUUCAAGCAGCACAGCGCUCCGGUCACCUCGGUUGAGUGGAACCCUGUGGAUUCCAGCGUGUUCGCCGCCUCCGGAGCGGAUGACGUCGUCAGUCAGUGGGAUCUGUCGGUGGAGUCGUGUGACGUGGGUGCGAGGGCAGAGGGGGUGAAGGACCUCCCUCCCCAGCUUCUCUUCCUGCACCAGGGUCAAACGGAAGUCAAGGAGAUCCACUGGCAUCCACAGAUGCCCGGCGUGUUGAUCUCCACCGCUCUGUCAGGAUUCAACUUGUUCCGGACGAUAUCGGUGUAGGUGCUGUGAGUGACUGAGCGAGGCGUGCAGGUGCAUGCGUGAUGCGCAUGUGGGACAAAUCUCGUGUCCGAAGGGGCACCCUGGCGGCUCACCCGGUGGAGCAUGUACCACAUAAGGCUGAGUCCUUUACUGCAGUGGCCUGGGUUCGAAUCCGGCCCGGGCCCUUCGCUGCAUGUCAUCCCCUCUCUGUCUUUCCCGUCUCUCUCUCUCUCUCUACUAUCGCUAUCAAAUAAAGGCAGAAAAUGGCAACAACAAAAAAAAUCUAAAGAAAAAAUGUCCGAAUAUAUACUUGAUUAUAUUCGAGCAUGUCUGUAAAUAGGUUUUCGACUCCCCGUGAUAGGCAACUCUUCUUUUAUUACAUUCUCUGGUCAGCGUCGACCAGAUGUUGAGUUAUCUGUUCUUAUAAUCCUUCUAAUAAAACACCCUGUCCAAGCAGGAGGCCGGGGGUGAAAUUCCGGCCUCUCAGACUGACACCGGGAUAGAAUUUGUCUUAGGGAAAAUAAAUAAAUUCAUACAUGAUCAGUAUCAAC
This is a messenger RNA of Lampris incognitus (smalleye Pacific opah), 1921 nucleotides long. RefSeq names its product glutamate-rich WD repeat containing 1 (gene grwd1). Bases 45 to 1391 code for a protein of 448 amino acids. Lineage: Eukaryota; Metazoa; Chordata; Actinopteri; Lampriformes; Lampridae. Gene Ontology annotation, molecular function: protein binding. The transcript is spliced from 7 exons. The record is from RefSeq and is a predicted model, not a curated record.